Molecule: messenger RNA, 744 nt
Organism: Hyalella azteca
Lineage: Eukaryota; Metazoa; Arthropoda; Malacostraca; Amphipoda; Hyalellidae
Exons: 2
Coding region: 1-744 (247 amino acids)
Source: RefSeq, a predicted model, not a curated record
AUGGGAGACCAGAGCAUAGCAACGCUUCCGGACACUCGUAACUACCUACGAUAUCGUAGCUCCUUCACACUACAGCUAUUGGUGUAUCUAGCGGUGAUGGUGAUGGUGAUGCAGGGCCUGGAACGAGAUUACAGUGCAGAUACAGGUAAGAACUAUGUCGACAAUAAGAAUUAUGUUGACACUAAGAACUAUGUUGACACUAAGAACUAUGGCGACGAUAAGAACUAUGUUGACAAUAAGAAUUAUGUUGACAAUAAGAACUAUGUCGACAAUAAGAAUUAUGUUGACACUAAGAACUAUGUCGACAGUAAGAAUUAUGUCGACAAUAAGAACCAUGUCGACAAUAAGAACUGUGUCGACAAUGAGAACUAUGUCGACACUAAGAACUAUGUCGACAAUAAGAACUAUGUUGACACUAAGAACUAUGUCGACAGUAAGAAUUAUGACGACAAUAAGAACUAUGUCGACAAUUUGAAUUAUUUCGACACUAAGAAGUAUGUCGACAAUCUGAGUCAUCUCGACAAAAAGAACUGUGUCGACAAUAAGAACUAUGUCGACAAUAAGAACUAUGUCGACAAUAAGAACUAUGUCGACAAUGAGAACUAUGUCGACAAUAAGAACUAUGUCGACACUAAGAACUAUGUCGACACUAAGAACUAUGUCGACACUAAGAACUAUGUCGACAAUCUGAAUUGUGUCGAUAAUAUUAUGUCGACUAGCGAUAGUUCAGUCAUCAUGCACUAG